Molecule: messenger RNA, 3181 nt
Organism: Pararge aegeria (speckled wood butterfly)
Lineage: Eukaryota; Metazoa; Arthropoda; Insecta; Lepidoptera; Nymphalidae
Product: 4-coumarate--CoA ligase 2-like
Exons: 8
Coding region: 75-1781 (568 amino acids)
Biological process (GO): long-chain fatty acid metabolic process; fatty-acyl-CoA biosynthetic process
Cellular component (GO): mitochondrion
Molecular function (GO): long-chain fatty acid-CoA ligase activity
Source: RefSeq, a predicted model, not a curated record
UCGAUGAUCAUACCUACGGGCGGCCGUUCAGUUAUUUUCGUGUAUCGCUAGAGAACGCGCGCGAUUUUCCGAGCAUGGCGCGAAAUCUGUGUUUACGUCAAAUCAGGGAGUUGAAAUCUCUAAGGAAGUUUUCCACAAGUGUUGCGUCGAGGAAAAAUGAGGAGUUCAUCAUCAAAUCGCCCCUUGGCGAAGUGGAAGUACCAAAAAUGAGGUUUUUGGAUCGCGUUUGGAAGUAUUCCGCGGGUUUUCAGGAUCAUGUAGCUGUGAAAUGUGCGGAAACAAAGAAGAGUUACACGUACAGACAGGUGAGAAAGAACAUGGCAGUGUUCGCAACGUCACUGCGUAAGAAACUGUGUUUGAAGGAAAAUGACAUAGUUUCUGCGCUCUUGCCUAAUAGCCCGGAAUUCCCUGUUGUCGCAUUUGGAACAUUACAGGCUGGAUGCAUUUUUAGCCCUGUGAAUCCAGCUUAUAAGGAAAUCGAGAUAAGUCACCAAAUAAGUACAACACAACCGAAAGUAAUAAUUACAAUACCGGAGAGUUACGAUAACGUAAUGAAGGGAAUUAAACUAUCAAAGAGUAAUGCUCAAGUCAUCAUUGUUGAUAGUCCCAACAAACCUGUACCCGCUGGAGUGAUAAGAUAUUCCGACCUCGCUGAAUCCGGUGAAGCAGACUAUAUAUUUCUUGAUACAAUUGAAAAAAAGAAUGACGAUGUAGCUCUAAUACCAUUUUCGAGUGGCACUACGGGAUUACCUAAAGGAGUAGAGAUAACCUAUAAGAAUUUACUGGCCGCGGCUGAAAUUAUGGCCGUAAAAGAGAACUGUUUUCCAAUUUUAACACAUGGUGAUUUCCAAGAUGUUGUCCCGUGCAUACUACCGUUUUUCCACAUAUAUGGAAUGGUGGUCACUUUACUUGGGCAUUUUACUAACGGCUGCAAGUUGGUGACUUUGCCGAGGUUUUCCACUAGUCUAUACUUUGAUGUGCUGAGGAAUCAGAACCCUUCACUCUUAUACGUCGUACCUCCUGUUGCAAUCCUCCUCGCAAAGCACCCAGACGUGACGAAGGAUCACUUCAAGAAUGUCAGAACAAUCGUAUGCGGCGCUGCGCCUUUAUCAUCCUCCGAUGUCACUGCACUUUUAGAAAAAGGAAACGGAAAGUUGGAAUUCUCUCAAGGCUUCGGUGCAACUGAAACGACUUCUCUAGCUACAUCCACAUUCAUCGGGACGAAGGACGUCGAUUUCUCAUGCUGCGGUUUUGGCUUGGCUAGUACAGAAAUGAUGUUCAUAGACCCUAUGACGGUACAACCUGUUCCUAUUGGUGAGUCAGGGGAACUGUGCAUACGUUCUCCCACUGUGAUGAAAGGUUACUACAAAAACGACAAAGCUACAAAGGAGACGAUGACAGCAGAUGGAUUCUUCAGAACUGGUGAUUUGGGACAUUACAGUCCCAACUACGGUGUCUACGUAACUGAUAGAAUAAAGGAACUGAUUAAGGUAAAAGGAAUGCAAGUAGCUCCAGCAGAACUCGAAAGUAUCCUACGAUCGCACCCAGCGGUCCAAGACGCGGCUGUCAUUGGCGUUCCCCACGAGUACUACGGCGAAGCACCCAAAGCCUUCAUCAUAAAGAAGAACGGUCUUAACGCGUCAUCUGAAGAAAUACAGGAUUUUGUAGCAAACAAAGUGGCUUCGUUUAAGAAGAUCGAAGAGGUUGUGUUUGUGAAUGACAUUCCGAAAACUAGUUCGGGGAAGAUAUUGAGAAAGGAAUUAAAGAAAAUGCAUGCGUAGCAAAAAAGAUUAUGAAUACUAAGUUUUAAAGGAAGCCUACCUUUUGUUAAGGUGGAAAGAAGUUGUGACAUUAAAUAGUCCCUGAUUCUCUCAUGAUAAAUCUACAACAUAAACUAAAAUAUUAACAAACCAAACAAAAUUAUGGGCAUGAUACCCAAAACGUCUUUGCGUCGCUGGAGACACCUUUAGGCUACAUAAAUGAAAGCUCUUUGGUCUCCAUCGCAUGGAUCAACUGGGAAAAAAUUUCGUGUCCAAUGACCAUGGGACUGGGAGUGUAAAACUCAAGCAUGGUAUUGAAAUAUUAAAUUGUCACGAAAUAAAUUUGAUUUCAAAGUCUUCAUCGAGGGACUUUAUUUAUACGCCACUAAUUGUAGUUCAGAGAAUGCUACGAUUUUAAUGUUACCUACAUACAAUCGUAGAGAGUAAUCAGAGAGAGAGAGAGAGAGCUCUUGUGUAAAGACAGUCUUAGAAUGUAUGGUUUAGGUAUUUGUAUAUUAAAUUCUUUUCAAUGGUAUUUGUUCAGCCUUAUAUUAUGAAAGCGAAAGUGUAACAGUCUUUCCGGCAGUUUCUUUUUUACUUUUUAAAAUCCCGGAACCUUUAAAUGCCAGUAAAUAGCGUAUAAGCGUCAGCAUUUUUUAACAACCAUCUGAACAUUGGGAUGGUCUGUAUUUUUUUCUGGUGUUUUGAUGUUUGAAAAAUCUCGUGCAAGUUUGGAUGAGUAAGUUUGAUUGUUUAUUAUAUUUACUGUUAUAUACAUAGUUGGUAUAUUCGAUCGGUUAAUUAUAUGGUUUAAAAAAUAGGUGUGGUAAAUAUUUAAGGACGUAAGAUAUAAAUAAUUUCUGAAAUUAUAUAAAAGUUCCUUAAAGUUCAACUUUCGUUUGGUUAACGUAUUAUUAGAAAAUAAACAUAUUCAGGUUGUAUAAAAGCUUAAUUUUGUUUGUUUCAAUAAACACCUAAUUAAUGAUAAUACAUAGGUACACAGAAAAAAAAACCACUACUAAAGAUCAAAAGAAGGCUAUAUUUUCUAAGAUUGUCAUGCAAUACAGAAGCUUUAAUAAUCCUGUUUUUGUUCAGUUUAUCUAGCCUAAUGUGCCAAUUUUAUACGAUCCAAAAUAUAUUUCUUCGACUGAAAAUAUAAAUACAUUAGUAAAAAAAUUCCGAGAACGUGAUAUUAAAAAGAAAGCUCUAUAUUUCAGUACAAGUUUAUCUUUUAAACCAUGUUAAGAUGAUUUAAUUUUCAGGAAAAUGGUCUUACGCCCUUGAGCAAUAAUAUGGAGUGGUUUAAAAAUUUUAUGAUUAUUAUUGUGUGUUGGGGCCGUAUUAAUUUUAGAAUAAAAUAUAUUAUCAAGUAAUGGUAUUUUUUAAAAAUUUAUUGAUCUACUACUGUUAAAUGCAAUCAA